Prunus armeniaca (apricot) is the source of this 426-nucleotide messenger RNA. Lineage: Eukaryota; Viridiplantae; Streptophyta; Magnoliopsida; Rosales; Rosaceae. The record is from the annotation of a GenBank genome assembly.
AUGGUUUAUGAGUAUGAAGGAGGUUGGAGUGUUCACCUGCCGGAUGCUUUAUGGGCUUACCGCACCUCUUCAAGAAGUGCCACAGGUUUCUCGCCCUAUUCACUUGUGUACGGGUCCGAUGCCAUUUCACCAAUAGAGAUUACCAUCCCCACUGCCAGAAUAGAAGCUGUUAACGACCUCGAAUGGGAUACAAAAGCGGUAGCCGAAAAGAGGACAGCGUUGUACCACAGAACUGUAGCUCAAGCCUAUAACAGGACAGUCAAGCCUCGUGCCUUCAAGCAAGGAGACCUCGUGCUAAAAGUUGUGGAACAUGUGAGGAGACAAGUGUCGGCUAUUAUCGUCCGCAAUGGGAAGGCCCGUUUGCAGUCAAAGAGGUUCACAGCAGCGGCUAUUAUCGCUUGGUCUCUGUUAAGGAAGGCACGCUGA